Molecule: messenger RNA, 1503 nt
Organism: Babesia microti strain RI
Lineage: Eukaryota; Apicomplexa; Aconoidasida; Piroplasmida; Babesiidae
Product: protein phosphatase 3, catalytic subunit
Exons: 2
Coding region: 1-1503 (500 amino acids)
Biological process (GO): calcineurin-mediated signaling
Cellular component (GO): cytoplasm; calcineurin complex
Molecular function (GO): calmodulin binding; calmodulin-dependent protein phosphatase activity
Source: RefSeq, a predicted model, not a curated record
AUGGAUCCCCUCCUUGAUCCACUAGGGGAUCGUGUAAUUAAAAAUAUAGAGCCUCCCCCUGCAAAGGCACUUCAUCGACACCUUUUAUUCCCAAAUGGCACCGAACUUCCUCCAGAUUGGAUCAUUGUGAAGAACCAUCUCUCUAAGGAAGGAUUCAUUGGAAAGGAAGAUGCUUUGAUUAUUAUAGAAAAGACGAAACAAAUUCUUUCAAUUGAACCUAAUUUAUUGGAUUUGAAUGAUCCAAUCACUCUUGUUGGAGAUAUACAUGGUCAGUAUUAUGAUUUACUCAAAUUAUUUGAUAUCGGAGGUUGUCCAUCUAAAGUUCAAUACCUAUUUUUGGGAGAUUAUGUUGACAGAGGAUCAUUUAGUGUAGAAGUUGUCUUACUUCUGUACUCUAUUAAAAUUAAUUUCCCAAAUACAUUUUGGCUAUUAAGAGGAAAUCAUGAAACCCGAAAUAUGACAUCAUUUUUUAACUUUAAAAAUGAAUGCCUUUUAAAAUUUGAUGAAGAAGUUUACGAUAAAUUUAUGGAAUCUUUCGAUUACCUUCCAAUAUGCGCUAUUGUAAAUAAGAAUUUUUUUGUAUUACACGGUGGCAUUUCACCAGAACUUAUAACGCUUGACCAAAUUAGAGAUUUAGAUAGAAUAAAAGAACCUCCUAAGCACGGGCUUUUAUGCGAUUUACUUUGGGCUGACCCGUCUAUUGAAUUGGAUUCAAAUUCAUCUAAUGAUGUAACGGCUAAUGAUUCAUUUUAUCCUAAUCAAGUUAGAGGGUGUAGUUAUACAUUUGGAUCUAAAGCUGUUGAUAAUUUUCUAGUAAAUAAUAAACUAUUAGGGAUCGUUAGGGCACAUGAGGCGCAAUUAGAUGGAUUUAAAAUGCAUAAAAAGAAUUUGAAGACAGGCCUUCCAAUGGUCAUUACAAUAUUUUCAGCUCCAAAUUAUUGCGAUGUAUACAAUAAUAAAGGAGCCUUAUUAAAAUUACAUGAAAAUACAUUAAAUAUCCAACAGUUUUCUGCUUCCCCUCAUCCAUACCAUUUGCCUAACUUCAUGAAUAUAUUCUCAUGGUCACUGCCUUUUGUGUCAGAAAAAGUACUGGAAAUGUUAUAUGGAUUAAUACAACAGCCUAAAUGGGACCUUAAAACCUGGGCUAAGACUAGGAAGCAAAGAAACGGAUUAGACGAACUACCUGCCGAAGCCAGGGAAUUGGUUGAAGAAAUACAACCAGAAACUAUUCAACUUGAUCCAAUAUUUUCCAAAGAAAGGGCCGAGGCUAUUAGAGCCAAAGUUCAGACCAUCGGACGUUUAAUGAGACUGUUUAAGACUCUAAGAAUGGAAAGUGAACUUGUAGUUCAAUUAAAAGAUUGUAACCCGGGGCAUAGAAUACCACUUGAUCUUUUACUAAGCGGAAGACAGGGAUUAGAGAAUGCUCUCGAGAAUUUUAAUGCAGCUAAAACUAUAGAUUUAAAAAAUGAGUGCUGGCCUGAAAAUAAAACUACUGAAGAUUAG